Messenger RNA from Cynoglossus semilaevis (tongue sole), 8471 nucleotides. RefSeq lists its product as uncharacterized. Bases 6954 to 8471 code for a protein of 505 amino acids. The transcript has 8 exons. The record is from RefSeq and is a predicted model, not a curated record. Lineage: Eukaryota; Metazoa; Chordata; Actinopteri; Pleuronectiformes; Cynoglossidae.
GGCUCGGUAGCAUGACCACCAGGUGGUCGGUGAUUUUUUCCCCGAAGAUUUCCUGGAGAUUGGUGAUUUGAGUGACCACGUUCUCCUCCGUGCAGCUCUCCGAGUCUACUAUCAGAAUGAAGAGGUCAGGGCCAGGUGAACAUGUCUGAGGAGAAGAACCCCGACGUGGUGGGCUGUCCUGCCUCCAUCAUGAAGAACGUGUGGGAGAUUAGAGGUCGAGAGCAGGACCAAAAGCUGCAGAAGGAGCAGCAGCGACUGGAGAACAGCGCACUCUCUGGUAUUAACAAGGAUUGGGAAAAUCGCAUUGUUGCCAAAAUGACAAAAUACCAACGUGUGGAAAGGAGAAAGCCACCUGCUGAUACUCCAACAGAUAGCAACAAUGUAUGGAGGAGCAAGCACUCUGAGGUACCUCGUGUUCGUCUCCAAAGUUCAAGUUCAGGUUCAGAACUUCUCAGCAGACCUGGAGUCCAGAGCAGAAUCCUGUCCAAUUCUACUGUUAGCUACAAAAACAAAAAGAGCCAAGACAUGCAUUUCAACAAGCUGCAGUUUCUCAUGAUCCUUGAAGAGACUCAACCUUCCGCUGUGGACUGGAGGAAGUCAUGGAUGUUUGACAAGUCUUUGCCAUCACCAGCAGGGGGAACCACAGACUGGGGUCAGUGCUGGAUGUUUGCUACACAGCAGCCUUAUUCUGAACCAGGUAAACCUUGGCUCAAUGGGCCCAACAAGAUGGACCCUCGCAGUCUUUAUCUGUGGGACGAAGCUGAGCACAGGUCAGUGGAUUUAAUGGAGUUGAAUUUAAGCCUUUUCACUAAAGAGUGGAAAAAGUCCUGGAGAAAAUCCAACAAGAAUAUAAUGAAAGAUUGUGACAAUAGAAAAAACCUUAGCAGAUCAGAAAACCUGUUGUUAGUGGCUCUGCAGGAACCCAGAACCAUGGGUCCAUCAGACUGGACACAGUCAUGGAGAUCCACCAAAGCAGCCACUCAGUCCCAGUCUACUCAUGCUAACAAGCAAAGUAGCAGAGAUGACAUGGCGUGUAGGUGGGAAGAAUGUUGGAGGCUUGUCAACCAUCAUGGAAGCAACGAAUCUCAGUCGCCGUGGGAUGACUCAUGGAGAUUGGCUGUCAUUAAUGAUCACAAAAAUCUGUAUUGUCUAGAAGAUGCCCAUUGCAAUUCUGACAAAAUCAUGCUUCAGCCAUCAAACCAAAAAGUUCGGAACAGGCACCCUCAGCUCUGGAAUGACUUGAACGCCCAGUCUUUGUGGAAUAAGUCAUGGCACAUGACUAAGAACAACUCCAAACCAUGUCAAACACUAGAGAAGAUUCUUAAAACUUUGCCAAAGAUGUCUGAUGAGGAAGGUUUGGAGUUGCAGGAGAACCUAAAUCAGCAAUAUUCAAUACCAGAAACAGAUUACUUGUACAAUACCCAUCUUAAAAACAACAUGAUAUAUGAUUUAAAGACAAUAUUAAUUAACUCUAAGCUGUUUCUGAAGAACAACGAGCAAGGUCAGUAUUUGGCCAAUUGGAGAGAUUCCUCUAAAAUAUUUAAAACUGGAAUGAAUAUGAAGAAACAAGGAUCAACUCUCGACCAUUUACUGCCUGUCAGAGACCAAGUUGAUGUCUGUCAUCUCAAAAAACAGGUGAUGUCAUCUACCUCAGAGUGGAAAAGGUCUUGGCGGCUCAUUUGUGGACCUCCCCAAGAAAAUCCCUACCUUUGGCAGCAGCAUUGGCCCACCCUAAGACCAGUCCAAGCCAAUCGGACGUGGAACCAGAACCACUUCUACCCCCCGUUAGAUCUUCCUAAAAAUGGUCCAAACCCAGAAAGAAGUUGGAGAGAUUCUAGGAUAUCCUACAAACCAGCAAGUGGGAGAAAACUUCCUUCUUCUAUCAACCAAGAUAAAAAAGAUGACAUGAGCUCCAGGUGGAAGGAAUGUUGGAGGCUGAACCAAAAUGAACGCAACAUUUUCAGUGUGCACAAAGUCAAAGACACUUCAGAUUGGACUAAUUCAUGGAGAUCAGCAGUGGUUCUCAUUGAUUAUAAUAACAGAAAUUCUGAUAAUCGCAAACAAAAUAACAGUGAUGCUGAUGAAUCCUGUGUCCUCACUGACAAAACUGUGGUCGAGUCUUACAAACAGAAAUAUAAAGGCAGGUGCAUGCUUCACUGCAAUGAUUUGAAGGCUCCCUCGGUUUGGGCCAAGUCAUUGCAGGUGACCAAGAACAGCACAAAACCAUGUAAGGAAAUUGAAGAGAUCCUUAAGGCUUCACCACCAAAAAUGGAGAAGAUGGAGAGCAAACAUAAAACACUGAAGUUAGAAGACUCAGACUACAGGCAACUGAAAAACAGCAUUAUCCACAAUACGGAGUUGACAUUUACCAAAUCUAAGUGGCUUUUGAUGAGACUGGAGGCAGUCACUCCCCACUCCUCAAAUUGGAGGGAAUCAUGGAGAACACUGAAACAUAGCCCGCACACAGAGAGAAGGGUGGGACCUAAUUCUUUAAGAUCUCUUAGAGAAUUAGAGGGUGUAGUAUCAACAGCCUCAGGAUGGAAUGAAUCAUGGAGACACACGAGUCAGAAUCUGCAUCAGGACCCAGUACUUUGGCAACAAGGCUGGCCCACCACACGACCAAUCAGAAUAGACCGUGCAUGGGAACAGAAUCACUUCCCCCCUGUUGAUCUCCCCAAGAAUGGACCAAAUCCAGAGAGGAGUUGGAGAGAUUCCUGGAGAUUUUUAAUGAGUCGACAACGGUCAAUGCCUGGACUUCAUAAUGCACAAAAUCGACAGGGAAGAUCAAGUGCCCCCUACCACUAUCCAGACAACACACAGGCUCUGAGAAGGGGUGGUAGGACAGUUUCUGACUGGCAGUCAUCCUGGAUGGUCUCAGGAAGUCAAUUCCACCAUGAUACACCUUCGUUUACCCAAUGGAGGGACUCAUGGAGGUCUGUCCCCCAGACAGAAAACACUAGUGAGCAGGAUUCUAGAGAUAACUGGGUUGAUGAAAGACUUAAAGGAAAGAUGUUCUUGCAGAGAACCAGUGCUAAACUGAACUGGUCUUUUGAUGACCACAUAUUUGAAGAAAGGUACGCUGGAAAACAGUGGAUUACAUCAUGGAGUGCUAAGUCACUUCUGAGCCAUCAACCAACUUUUUACCGAUCUUCAAAUGCAUCAUGUAUGAGUAAGGGUAAACUUACUUGGCAACAACAUGCUGCAGCCAAUGAACUUGGAGCUCGGUGGGGUAGGUCAUUCCGAAUUGCCAACCCCCCUCCAACCCUGAAACAACCCUGGUUGGAGUGUCCUCCUAAUGUAUGUUACUAUACAGUUUUGUGGCAAAACACAGAGAAUGUACAAAGCAGAGCUAACAGAAGGUAUCUCCAGCUGCUGGAGACCCAGCAUCUCCAAAAAUGUUUUUACCUGUCAGAGUGGAGACAGUCAUGGAGAUCCAUCAAGCCAGAAGGUCAUCAGGGCCGUCUUACUUACAAGGAGGAUCAGAUGAAUUCUAUGUGGGGCAAAUGUUGGAGGCUUGUCAACCUUCAUGAUUGCAACAAAACCCAGUUGCCUCAAGGUAUUAACUUUCACAGUUCAGAGUGGACUAAUUCAUGGAGAUCAGAUAUAGUUGUCAUCGAAGACCGUCACAAAUCUGAUAUUGCUCUUUGGAUGAAUGACACUCUCGGUAAAAGUAUGCAUCACUAUAAUUACAUCCUGAGGAAACACAGCAUUAUUUCUUCAAAUAAACACAAAUACAGAGAUGUUCACCUACAGCUGUGUGAUGAUGUCAAGGCUCACUCUAUGUGGAGCAAAUCAUGGCAAAUGUCCAAGACUAACCCAAAAUCAAGUCAACAAAUGGGAAAAAUCCAUCAAGCUUAUCCAGCUAGGAUGAAGACACCUUUGAGAUCUCAGUUUCUGGAGAAAAACCCAAAGGGACAAUAUUUGUGCAGUGAACAACUGAAAAAUUACACAAUAUAUGUACCCCAGAUUACAUACACCAAAUCUAAGUGGCUUUUGAUGAGACUUGAGAAAAGUUUACAUGACUCAUAUUGGUGUGACUCAUGGAAAACAGCAAAAUAUAAAGUGACUUUGGGGAGAAAAAGAAUGAGGCCUGAUCCUUUAGGAACUUUUAAGGAGUUGAAGAAAAGGGACAACCAGCUAUCAAGUGACCUAGUGUGGAAGAGUUCAUGGAAGCUACCCUGUCAGUCCCUGAAUAAGAAUCCUGUACUAUGGCAUCAUAACUGGCCCGUCAUGAGACCUAUUCGAGUUGAUCGAGCAGUAGACAGAAAUCAAUUUCCCCCUGUUGAUCUCCCUAAAAAUGGUCCGAAUCCCGAAAGGAGUUGGAGAGACUCAUGGAGAUUCUCUGGUCACACACGCCGGUCAGUGCGAUAUGUGGGUAAUACUCAAACAAGCCAAAGUAGGUCAAAGAUGACUAUCUUUUCUCCCUGGAAUGAAAAGGUUCCAAGAAAAUAUGGUAGACCUGUCCAUGAUUUGCAGUCACUCUCUAUGUUCAUGGAAAGUGAGUCUCACAAGGAUAAACCCUUCGAAAACCAAUGGUGGGAAUCUUGGAGGUCCAUUUGUCAAACAGAACACCUGGAUGUGCAAGAGUCUGGACUCAAGGUUGACUGGGUGGGUGAUGGGAUGGAGAUGGAAUCCCUUGUGGAGAAGAGAGUCACAAUCAAACAAAGUCAGUCAUUUGAUGAGCAGAUAUUUCAUAAAAUAUAUCCUAAACAAAAGUGGAACACAUCUUGGAGAGCUGAGCCACUUCUGAGCCACCAACUAAGUUUUUACACUUCUUCAGGUACUGCAAGUAUAAACAAAUACCACUCCCCUUUGCAGCAGCAGGGCACAACCACUAAACCUGGAUCUGAGUGGGGAUGGUCCUUCAGACUUGCCAACCCCAUGCCCCACAUCAAACAACCCUGGUUAGAGUCUCCUCCUAACACAUGUUACUACACAGCUUUGUGGUCGAAAGUUGAAAAGAUACCAAAUAAAACCAAGGUUGACUUCAGUAAAACCCCCUCAUUUCUCAGGCUUUGGAAAGACUCCUAUCUCUUUUUUCAGGAACUCCAGGUUAAAAACCCAAGUUCUGUGAUAAUAUUUCAAAAGAAGAUCAAACCCAGAAAGCAUCUUUAUGCUGAUAUGACAAAGCAGACACAAUCACAGCAGAAAUUUACAGGAGGUCACCUUCUGAGUAAAACCCAACCACGUUUCAAAAUAGGCUACACUUCAGUGCAGAAGAUAAAGAUGGAGGACAAGACUAAAGAAAAGUUCUAUGAAGACUGGGUAGAAUCCUGGAAGUUCCUAGAUUCACCUGGCCAACCCAAAGUGAUUGUUUCCAAAAAGUCAUUCUCUGAGUGGACUCAGUCUUGGAAGUUUCUCCUUCCACAGUAUGAGCCCAUGAACCAACACCACUCCAGGUCCAACAAAGAGUUUUUAGCUGGGACAUAUCACACAACAACAAACAGAUCACAACAGUAAAAUAGGAAGAAAUUAAAAAAGCUUCACCUGUCUUUUGUUCUCUUUUCCUUCAAAAUGAUUCAAUCUACUGGUUCCAGAUAGUCAAGAGUUUCGACUUGAAUAUUGGCUCAAAUUGUCAGGCUCAAGAACAGUGGAACCUCGAGAUACGAGCGCCUCGACAUACGAAAAUUUCCAUUGUUAUUAGCACUAAUAAGCGGCCGGAACAGAUUUUUUUUUUCUGUUAUUUCUUGUGGGGAAAAAAUGAUUUGAGAUACGAGCACCUCCAGUUACAAGCUAGGUCCUGGAACGGGUUAUGCUCGUAUCUCGAGGUUCCACUGUACACACUGGCCGAAAUUUAGCCGUAUAACGUAUACCAUAAACCUAAAUAUAGUUAAAAAAUUAGCUCAAAAUUGAAUUAAAAAAAGCCAAAAAGUAAUAGUGAGCAAAAACAGGUAAAAAUACAAACAACUAAAAGUUAGUCUGAAUUACCAAAUGAUUGUUCUGGAAAUAAUUUCAAUAAAAAAUUAAAUAUCCACAUUGACCGCAGACCCAGUUUGGUUUAUUCUCACGAUCCCGGUCAAAGUGCCUGGGUUAAAAAUAGCAGUGAACCCAGUGAUAACCUGGAUCCAGUCACACUUUCUGUUGACGGCAUCAACAGGAUCCUGUUGCAGGUGUAAAAUCAAUGAAGUGCUGCAGCUGACUGACUCACCCUGGGAGGUCUCACCUGCAGAAUCACUUAUUUACCUGCACCACAGCAUGAGCAGGUGUUCAAGGACAGCUAAUUAUCAUUAUAUUAGUGGCACAGUUAGCAUAUUACUUUGUACCUUGGUCCUGAUUAGACAGUAAUGUCUGUCAUCUGCAGUAAUGCUGCCCUCUACCUCUAUUUUGUAUUUUUUACUUAAACUGGACAUUUACAAUUGGAAAUAUUUGCUGCAAGAGAGCCAGUAGGGGGCGGUACUGCAAUGUACCACAUGGACCAUGUAAUUUAAACUCUGUUUAUACCCCUCUCUGCAGGGAAGGAAGAGGAGCGUGUUCCGGAAUCACAAUCACUUGCUCCCAUUUUAAAGAAGAUGAAUUAAUACUCACUGCACAUCAGAAAUGAAAAGAUAUAUUUCACCCUCACUGUGUGGGUUCAUUCAUUCACCAGUUUUCUAUAGUGCUCACCUCUUCUUUCAUCCCCUCCUCCCCUCUCCUCGUGUUUGGCACUUCACCCAACUUCCUGCUAAUUUUAGAUUCGCAGCUCUGGAUAACUUCACGUAUGACGUAAAAAUAGCAGAGAGGGAAACCUGCCUAGUACAGAGCAGAAACACAGAUCGGGGGUGUACGAUUCUGAGGGCGAGCAGUUCACGUCGACCACAGGGCAGAGGCAGAAGACUGCACAAAAACAGGAGCUUUCGACUGGAAGGUUGGCGGAAAAUAAAGACACGGACGUGUUUGACUUCUGACCUUCACUGUCACUGCAUACAACAGGACAUGUAAACCGUCCAAGAGAAGAACAUACUUCAGGCCACAGGAUGUUGUCCAAAAAAGGAGAGAGGACGUUCAGUAAUGGGCGGCUGAGGGACCAAUGGGAGAAGAGAGCUCAGAGUGAAGCAGAUCAAUGCAAACAACAGACUCAAUGGAGAGAGAGGAGCUCCCUGAAACUCCUUUUCUCCAAGUGGAACUACCACUGGGCCAUCUGUAAUGGAGAGCAGCUGAAAGGUGACGUAUCCGACUUCAGGAAAGUCACCUGUGCAGCAGAUGAACCUGACAACACCAAACCUAAGAUCAAGUUCAAAGUUGUCCCUCCUCCUCCAGUGUCCAGAGCGCAGCCUCAGCCACCUCCUCCUGUCAGAAAAAAAACUUCUCCAAUAUUCAAAAUUCAGAAACGUAAAGUUGAGGUAGACGCUUUCGGGAUUUGUUGGAAAGACUCGUGGAUGAGUCUGAAACCUCCAAAAUAUCUGUUUCUGAAGGCCAGGGAGUUUAAAGCCAGAUUAUCAAAAUUUGCAUCGAUUGCUGAGAUAAACGGAAGGACAUACAAACCCGAAUUGGACACGGAGGAGGAAACAGUGCCACCUGCUGCUGAGGAAUGGAGAAACGCCUGGAAACAGGUAAAGAGUGCAACACAGUCAGAUGAGUGUGGCCUCACACCAGAAUUCCAGUGGGACAUAUUGUUUGAGAUGGAAUUCAUUUGUGUACCAGAAAUAGGAAAAUAUUUUCUCCCCGUCUGGGCCGGAACAUGGAAGAUCAUGAACUUUGCCUUCAGACAGAAGAAGCCGAACUGGGAUUGUGUCUGGCCUGAGUUUCGACAAAACCCCAGCAACAAGUUGGAAAAACUGCAGGAGCUGGAGGACGAGGACGAGCUGCUGGACUGGGACGACUCCUGGAAGCUGUCUGCAGUAGAACUUCAAUCGGAAGAAAAAAAAGAAGACGAAAAGGUUGAAGAAGAAGAAGAAGAAGAAGAAGAAGAAGAUGAUGAUGAUGAUGAUGAUGAUGAUGAUGAUGAUGAUGAUGAUGAUGAUGAUGAUGAUGAUGAUGAUGAUGAUGAUGAUGAUGAUGAUGAUGAUAACUAUGGUGAUGAUGAUGACGAUGACGAUGAAGAAGACGCUAAUGACAAGGAGAGCCUAACUCCACCCACCUGGACCACUCUUCGAGCACUGAUGAUGACAAUGAAGAUCGUUGACUUCUACGUGCCAGGAUGGAGCGACUCCUGGCUGCUCACUGCUGCUCUUCCAGGAGAAGACGAGGAGCGUCGUACGAGCUGGAGCUCCUGCUGGAAAUACAGGCAGCAGAUCAGGUGGUGCAAGACUUCAGUCAAGUCCCAUCGUCAUCACAGUGACAUCAUGAAGAGCAGAUUCCAUACCAAGAAGGUUCUCCUCACCUCACCGCUCGAUGAAGACAUCACUGACCACGAGGAGUGGACGGAAUCCUGGAAAACUCCUAAAGGACUGGUCCAAAUAGAUGAGGAGGAGGAUCAUAAAGAGGAGGUGACAGACGAGGAGCUGGAUGACACAGAAGAAGAUGAGGAAGAGGGAAGACGAAGGAGGGGAUGA